CUCGCUCCGCUAAUCUUUGCUUUGCCGCCGCCGCCUUUUUCGACGGUCCCGCCGUCACUUUUUUCCCCCCCCCCGCAUCACUACCUAUCCUAUCCACCCUUUCAACACAUCACCACCAUUCCCACCGCAACAACACUUACCGCCCACCAUGUCGUGGCAACCAGAAGAGCAGCCUUUGAGGCAGCUUGCUCAAUGCCUCAAGGACUCUCUCAGUGGUCAUGAUAUCAACGCACAGAAAAAUGCCGAGCUCUUGCUCAAGCAGGCCAGGCAAUCGCCUGACAUUGACAAAUACCUCGCUUUCGUCUUCUCGAGUAGUUCGCCCCCGCCCGCCGUCAAUAUGGACGCCACUAGCUACUUUUCAGCCAGAGCUGCCGCUGCCGUCAUGCUAAAGAACAACGUCCGAACGUCAUACAAGGCCAUCCCAGACUCGUCCAAGGACUAUAUGCGAUCGAUCAUCUUGCACACUCUCCGAGACGACAACUCGCAAAUGCGAGGCUAUGCCGGAAACGUUAUAACCGAAAUGGUUCGCCAGGGAGGCAUCAUGGGUUGGCCCCAGGUCCUCUCUGAGUUGAUCAAUUUGGUGAGCAAUGCAGAAGGCAAUGUCCCCAAGCAAGCUCAGGAGGGUGGCAUGAGUGCGUUGUUGAAGAUCUGCGAGGAUAACAAAAAGGCACUCGAUAAGGACUACCAGGGACAGCGACCUUUGAACUUCAUGUUCCCGAAGCUGCUUGAAUCCACUACGAGUGAACUGCCAAAGGUACGAUCGGACGCGCUUGCCAGCAUGAAUGUCUUCAUCCCCGAGAAACCCCAAGCCGUGGUUGAGAAUCUGGAUGCCGUCAUGCAGCAGCUCUUCCGACUGGCCAGUGACCCCAGCGAUGAAGUGCGCAAGCACGUUUGUCGCUCCUUUGUCCACAUUGCAGAUAUCGCCCCGCAGAAGAUCAUCCCACACAUGGAAGGUCUGGUGGAUUAUAUGGUCACCCAACAGCGAAACGUGGAAAACGCCGACCUUGCAUUGGACGCGGCGGAAUUCUGGCUGUGCGUCGGCGAGGACGAAAAGCUGCGUAACUGCCUGGGACCCCAUCUUCCAAAGAUUGUGCCGGUUCUCCUCGAAAGCAUGGUGUAUGGCGAAGACGACAUUCUGCGACUCGAGGGUGAAAAGGAGGAUGCCGAACUCGAGGACAAAGAGGAGGAUAUAAAGCCCGCAUUUGCGACGAGCAAAGCAGGGAGGGGGACAAACGCCAAUGGUGAGCCCACUUCGGGCGCAAAUGGAAAUGGCGGUGCGUCCGCUAUGCCAGACGAUGACGACGAUCUCAGUGAAGGAGAGAUUGACGACUUUGAUGACGACGAUUCUCUGGCCGACCCCGAAGAGAUGUGGAAUCUGCGCAAAUGUUCCGCUGCUGCGCUUGAUGUGCUUGCUUCCGUCUUCCACGAACCCGUUUUUGCCGCCACUCUACCAUAUCUUACCACCAACCUCAUGCACCCCGACUGGCCGAACAGAGAAGCUGCUGUCCUUGCCCUCGGUGCCAUCGCUGAUGGCUGCAUGGACGAUGUGACGCCCCAUCUCCCAUCGUUGACUCCUUUUCUGCUUUCAUUAUUAGACGAUUCCGAACCCGUCGUUCGGCAGAUUACGUGUUGGGCACUCGGUCGAUAUUCUGGCUGGGCUGCUGGAUUGAAUGACGCCGGCAAGAAAGAGUUUUUCGAGCCCAUGAUGGCCGGUCUCUUGAAGAAGAUGUUGGACAAGAACAAGCGCGUUCAGGAAGCUGCGGCAUCCGGCUUUGCCAAUCUCGAAGAGAAAUCGAUGGGCAAAUUGAAGGACUACUGCCAGGUGAUUGUGCAGCACUUCGUUGAAUGCUUUGCUCGAUACAAAGACCGUAACAUGUUCAUACUCUACGACUGCGUCCAGACGUUGGCCGAACAUGUUGGCCCCGCCUUGGCCCAACCAAAUCUCGUCAAUAUCCUCAUGCCAGCUCUCAUUCAACGGUGGAACAAGGUCUCCGACCAGUCGAAGGAGAUGUUUCCCCUCCUCGAAUGUUUGUCCUACGUUGCAACAGCACUUGGAGAGCUAUUUGCGCCAUAUGCACCUGGCAUCUUCUCAAAAUGUAUCAACAUUAUACACCGCAACCUGGAGGAAACAAUGAUGGCAGAAACCAACCCCGGAUUGGACAUACCCGAUAAGGACUUCCUCGUGACAAGUUUGGACCUUCUCAGUGCUAUUAUCCAAGCACUCGACAGGCCAUCAGGUACUCAGCUCGUUGCAUCGACGCAGAACUUCUUCCAACUACUUGCUCUCUGCAUGCGAGACACCAACAACGACGUAAGGCAAUCAGCAUAUGCCCUCCUCGGAGACUGUGCCAUCUAUGUCUUCAUCCAGCUCCAGCCACACCUCCCCAACAUACUCGAGAUUCUGAUCUCCCAACUGGACCUCGCACAGGUCGCCCGGGAUGCUGAGGAGACUGGCUACUCCGUAAUCAACAAUGCCUGCUGGUCUGUUGGAGAAAUCUCCAUGAGGCAUCGCGAGGGCAUGCAACCUUAUGUCGAUCAAUUGCUCCAGAAGAUUGGAACAAUCCUCUUCGACGGAAAGGUCCCUGAGUCGUUGAACGAAAAUGCAGCCAUUGCUCUUGGUAGACUCGGCAUUGGUUGCGCAUCGAAUCUUGCACCCCAUCUUGCCCAGAUUGCCCCUCCAUUCCUCCGCUCGAUCAAGCACGUAAUGUGGACCGACGAAAAGGGACAUGCACUCACUGGCUUCAUGAGGAUCAUGCUCGCUAACCCUGGCGCUAUGGAGCAAAGCUUGCUUGAGUUCUUCAGCGAAAUGGCGAAGGCAGACAGGAGUCUUGUCAACGGACCAACAGAAGAGCAGGCAUGGUUCCGAGACGAUUUCCAGAAGGUCCUGCAGCAGUACAAGAGUAUGAUUCCGGAUUUCAACAGCUUUCUAGGCAAUCUACCUGCCGAUGAGCAGAGGAAUUUCCGUGACCUCUACGGCUUGUGAUCGUCUUACCCAUACCUUGCCUCUCUUUGCAAUGCUAUUUCAUCUUCCAGGUUUCAUAAGUCACUCAGAAGCAUGCGAGAAGGGCACAACUUUUGGAUUUGGGCGUUGCGCUGUGCACGGAAAAGAUGAACGGGUGGGCGCUAAGGGAUAGAGUCGACCAUAUGACGAAGCAGAAAUAAGCUCUGGUAAGAGGAGGAGUCACUUGCAGGGUGAGCAAAGCGGAGACGGGUAUUGAUAUCGCGGGGAAGGGAAGGAAAGGAAAGAAAGGAGAAAAAAAACCGCC
This is a messenger RNA of Aaosphaeria arxii CBS 175.79, 3266 nucleotides long. Its product is annotated as ARM repeat-containing protein. The transcript has 3 exons. The record is from RefSeq and is a predicted model, not a curated record. Gene Ontology annotation, molecular function: small GTPase binding; nuclear import signal receptor activity. Gene Ontology annotation, biological process: protein import into nucleus. Gene Ontology annotation, cellular component: cytoplasm; nucleus. Lineage: Eukaryota; Fungi; Ascomycota; Dothideomycetes; Pleosporales. The coding region runs from base 149 to 2983 and encodes 944 amino acids.